CAAGAAUCAGCUGAUAAAUGGUUGUUCUUCGUAAUUAUCUGUUCUUAUCUAAAUUAUCUCUGAUGUUACAAAAGUAGCCGGUAUCUGUGAAUGUAGAACGAUAGCUAUAAUGAUCUUCAACGUCAGAGUCCGUUUGGGAUAUGUCUGAUGCUGUCAAUUUAGGAGAAAUGGCGCUGAUUUGAAGAAGGAUUUUCCAUCCGUACAAAGAUUGAAAUAGAUAAUGUAUUUGGAGACUGUACAACACCAAUUUACAAUCUGAUAACUGUUUGACAUAAAAAAAAAGAAUUAUAUUAGUUCAGUUAUUAUAAGAAGAGCGAGAAAAAGAAGAACAAACCAAAAUGAAUAAUUUAAUUGACUCAUCGGAAAGUUCAUUUAAUGACGGAACACUUCCCGUUGUGAGGUCAGCCAACAUGUUAGAAGACAGUUGGAUCGAGACCCUAGGAUGGGUCAUUGGUGCCAUCUGUUCCUUAUCCAUGAUGUUCGGUGGUGUGGUGCCCUACAUACCCCAGUACCUGCAUAUCAGGCGGUCUGAGAAUCCAGAGGGUUUCUCCCUGUAUGUGUGCCUUGUACUCCUUCUGGCUAACAGUUUGAGAAUUCUAUUCUGGUUUGGCCACUGGUUUGAAUUGCCAUUGUUGUUUCAAAGUAUUGUCAUGAAUGUUGCCAUGAUGAUGAUGAUAUCAUUGUGCGUUUCGAUCCGCAACAGAGGCCAGCUAGGCCACAACAGAGAACAUGUCUUCACAGAUUUUGACUAUGACCACUUUUGGGAGUGGACAGACUUCCAGUCAUAUGUAGAGUUCAUGCUCACGUUCUCCACCAUGGGCUGCCUGCUCAUGUACGUCUUCAUUGAUUCUCCCUUGUUUGUGGAGACAAUUGGCUUCAUCUCAGUGCUGACAGAAGCCCUCUUGGCCGCGCCACAGUUCUACAGGAAUUUCAUAACCAAGUCAACAUUUGGAAUGAGCCGUCAGAUGGUGUACAUGUGGUUCUUUGGAGACACAUUCAAGACGCUGUACUUCUGGUUCCGAGAAGCUCCCAUGCAGUUCUUUGUUUGUGGUUGCCUGCAGAUCUGCAUUGACAUAGCGGUGCUUGCGCAGUGCUUCUUGUACCGGAAGAAGAAUUCACAUCUUAUCAAUUAAUGUUUGGUAAUUUAGCUCUAAUGUCAAGACUGGAUGCAUUGAACUCCAUUGCAUUUUAUUUAUGAGUGUUUCAGAUAUUGUGCUAUUUUUUAUUGUGGUUUCCCUUGCUCUCCUUCUCAGUCUUCUUUAUCUUCUUUUCAUUGUAUCACUUCUGCCUGAGUUGAGUUCACCAAGUUGAUACAUUAUCCUGGCCCAUCCAAAAAGAGGCAUUGUUUUGCAUUGCAUUGAUGAAUGCAAAUAAAUGCUUCAAAAACUGAAGCUGUAAGCUUAUUUAGCUUUCAGUUUUUAUAUAUAUAUUUCUUAUAUUUUAUGAAUGGUGUAUUUCUUAUUUUUCUAUUUCACUCUCAACUGUGUGAGGUUGUCUUUGAUGUUCUUUAAGCAACAGAAGAUAUUUGUAAGAUAGAGUGCAGUGUAUCUUGCAGCCUUGAAGAAUAAUGGACAUGCAUAUAAAUGAACAAAUAUUUAAGAGAUUACAUGCACAAUAUGUAAAUUAAGUGCCUUUUAUACAGAAUUUCUAUAACUGCCUUUAGAUAUUUAUUUAGAUGAUUGUAGUAUGAUACACUGGGUGUAGCUACACUUUAAAGUUGUUUAGGUUAAGAACUUUUCUUGUACUUUGAAAGCUGGAUCUUAAAUAUGAUGUACUGUAUGAGAUACAAGUUGUAGCUUUGAUUAAGUAGGGCUGAAUAAUCAUUGUAAAUAUGCUAGAAGUUGUGUAAAGCAAAAGGAAAAUUGUUAAGGCAUUUUGGGUUAGUUACUUUAGUUAGUAUGAAAUAAGAGUAAAAAAUUCCAAAAGUAUUUUUGGUUGGAAUGGUUGAAAAAGAUUGAACAUUUUAGUUUAUAUUUAUCAGUUGAUAAAAGAAUGUUCCUCAAUAUGAAAUGAUAAUAUAUAGUUAGUUCCUAUUUAAUAAUACAUGGUAAGAGUUAAUUUAGUACUUUAAAAUAUUUGUUUUUAUCAUAUUCAUAAUGUUGGCCUUUUGACAAUAUUGUUAGCUUCUAAACUGGAGUAGUAAAUCAAAUUUUUUGAUAAUAGAAAUAAGACUGACCUCUGUUCCUGUAUAGUCAUCAAAGAUGUAUUAAUAGUCAGAGGAAGAGGAUUUGAUAUUAGAUGCUUUAAUAAGGAAGUUGUGAGUUAUCUCCAUAUGCUCUUCAUUUAGAAGAAGUUUGUCAUAACUGAAACUAUUUCUUGCAGCUAUAAUUGCAAUAGAAACAUAUCACGAAAUCCGUUCUUUGAUAAAGGAUGAACUCACAUUAAUGGACUUAUUAUUGUAGUUUCAUUUGAACAGAUUUAUGAUUUGAGUGACUUCAGGAUUUUAUGGUGCUCAUGAAAGUCUUCUUGGUUGAGUGAAAUGUUCCACUUGUUAAUGAAAUAUAGUAGGAGCCAGAUUUGCAGCCAGCACAAAUGUCGUUGAUUUGUGAAGGAGGAUGUCCUUAUCACACCUUUUUGAUGUGUGGUUUGGUCUCUCUUGUACAAUUUACACUCCAUUUUUAAUAUCCUAUUUCAGAGUGUAAUCCCCUGUGUGAUUAAUUUUAAGUUACAUUGCUUUAUACCUUCUAUUUUCUUUUCUUUUCUUUUACUAUAUGGCUCUACUGUUACUGCAGUAAAUUUAUUGCAGUAAUGAAUUAAGCUUGUAUCCCAAACUCAUUGGAGCAUCAUUUGCUAAGCAUUAGUCCAUAUUACCAGAACAUAGACUACCUCUAGUGUCAUUUUAUUCUGUGACUUUUUAGUGCCUCAAGAAAAUAAUGAGAAUAAAAGAAGUAAGUCAUUAUAGGGCAGAAACCAAAAUGGGCUGGAGAUUUUUCAUAAUUCCCUUGAACUGCAAAGUUACAAUGAUAAGUUUAAGGAUGUCUUAUUGACAGGAUAGCAAGAAAACAUGCCAUAUCCACUGCAUCUUUUUGAUUAGUGAUUGUUUUUACACAUGAUGGUUUCCAUAUUAUUUAUUACUAUUAGUACUAUUAAUAUACUUAUUAUAAGUAUAUUAUACUUAUCACAAUAACAAUAACAAUAAUAACAACAUCAAUAUCAAUAGGAGUAGGGAAAAAAAUAUUCUAAAAACCCAAGCUUAUAAAUUGGCUUUUUGGUGGCUGAAUAUUUGUGGAACCAUCUAUGUGCAAACAAAAUUCACAAAAGAAAAAAACAGUAGUUAGUGUGUUUACCCAGCACCAGUAGGUUAGUGGUAUAAAAAAAACAUUCAUACAGUGAUUGUAUAGUGACAUAUCAAGAAAUUAGUAUUUGUUUUUCCACUGCUCAUUAACCAGGUACAAUGAUUGCUUUCAAAGUUUCUAAUCUGUUGCAACUAUUUGCAGAUUUGUUGUCCAUGAACCAUAGGUAGUAUGUUAAAAGAAUAAAGUACCUUUCAUUUGAAUAUUAGAGGAAACUUUUACAUGAGUUCUAAGGUCCACAGUCCAUUUGUGGAAGGAUUACAUAAGUCAUUCUAUCAUUUUUAUUUUUUGAAAUUUAGUUGUUUUCUGUGUAAUGUACAAUGGUGGUGCUUGUGCCAGUGUGAUUUAUUAUUUCUUGUUCAGGUAUACACAGAGGAAUAACUUUCACUUGCUCAUAUUCAGCACAGAUUUUUUUUUUACUUCAUUCCUUUCUUACAAGAAUUUUUGUUUAUUUAUUUUUUAUUUAUUUAUUUAUUUAUUAUGUUUUUAAGACAAAGUUUUGUGCACUAGCCGAGGCCUUGAAGUAUGUGCCUUAUUUUUGUCUGCAUCAAGCCUUUAAUAUUGUCUCACUUGCAUACCAUGAAAAACAAAACCUUUUUUUUGCUUUUCUUGUUGACUGCUGAAAUUUGAAGAAUUCAUAGUGACUUUGCAGUACUUGAAGUCCAGUGUGUGACUACAGUAGAUGAGCUACAUGUAUUCUUGUACUCAGUAGUGCUUUCCCUUUGUUGCAGGUUAUUGUGCUUAGUGAAUUGUUAAAUAAGUUUGACAUGGAGGCUUUAUAUUAAUUUUGUCUGCAUUUCUCAGUUGUUCUCUAAAAUAUUUUCUAAACAUUUUUGCAAUGUUUGGGAAAGUAGAAUGGUGAUUUCUGGUCCUGUUCCAAGGCCUAGUGCAAUCUCAUUUCCUUGAGGUUAGAAAACAGAAAAUUGAGUAAGGAAUCACCUUAUCAAAAUCCUCAAUGAUAAGACAUCACAAGAUGCUUUUUAUACAUGUUGUAAUUUACUCAUUGUAAGUCUAAAGAAAACAAGAUAAUGAGCAUAUCAUAAAUGAUAUAGGUUGUGGAAAAAAUUACUGUGAUUUCAUGUUGAGAUGGUGAUGUUGAAGAGAUGAAUAUUAAUCUGUGAAGUGGUCUGUAAUUUCUUGCUGUAAACCCUCUGUGGGUGCUUUAACAUUCUGCCUGUUUUUUCCAUGGAGAAGAGGCUGUUUGUAUGUGAAUAAUGAUUUCAUAUCCCGAAGGAUAUGCUGGGUUUACCAAACUUCUGACUUAGAAGUUUUACUGUUGUCGGUGACAGAUUAAUUCGUGAGAGUAAUUACUGAUGUGCAAUAGUAAUUUUUUCAGAACAAAGUAUUAUCCAUACAACUGAUUCAACAUUAAGCUUAACUAAUAUUCUUCUUUCUCCCCAUGUUUAUUGUCCAAAUGUAAUACUUUUUAGGUUAAGGGAGAUGGUAGAAAUACAUUUAAGAAAUGUGUACAAUCUCUGUUUACCUAAUUGUAACACAGUAUUCCUUAGGGACAUGACUCUAUUGUAUGUUCUUAAUAUGAACACUGAGGAACACCUAGUAAAUUGGCCUACAAUAA
Molecule: messenger RNA, 4869 nt
Organism: Penaeus vannamei (Pacific white shrimp)
Lineage: Eukaryota; Metazoa; Arthropoda; Malacostraca; Decapoda; Penaeidae
Source: RefSeq, a predicted model, not a curated record